Molecule: messenger RNA, 1245 nt
Organism: Photinus pyralis (common eastern firefly)
Lineage: Eukaryota; Metazoa; Arthropoda; Insecta; Coleoptera; Lampyridae
Gene: wmd
Product: serine-threonine kinase receptor-associated protein
Exons: 5
Coding region: 83-1066 (327 amino acids)
Biological process (GO): spliceosomal snRNP assembly
Cellular component (GO): SMN complex
Molecular function (GO): RNA binding; protein binding
Source: RefSeq, a predicted model, not a curated record
AAACACAAGCACAACACAACACAAACAGUUCGUGUUUCGAACUCGUAUGGUUGGUUAGUUUUUAAUUUUUAUUGACCUAAAAAUGGCAAAUUUGAGACAAACUCCUCUAACAUGCAGUGGCCACACUCGUCCCGUCGUCCAUCUCGAUUUUAGUGCCGUAACGGAGUGCGGAUAUUUUUUAAUAUCGGCUUGUAAAGACGGUAAACCCAUGCUAAGACAAGGUGAUACUGGAGACUGGAUAGGAACUUUCGAAGGCCACAAAGGCGCCGUAUGGGGAGUUGCCCUAAACGCUCAAGCUACGAAGGCGGCGAGCGGAGCCGCCGAUUUUACGGGAAAGGUUUGGGAUGCAGUGACCGGCGAAGAAUUGCAUUCGUUCCAACACAAUCAUAUUGUUAAAAGUGUCAAUUUUUCCAAAGAUAGCAACUUUCUGGCAACCGGAAGUAACGAAAAGCUGGUCAGAAUUUUCGAUUUAAAUAAGCCAGAUGCCAGCCCGACAGUAUUUUCAGGACACACUGCCGGUGUACGACAUGCGUUGUUUUUCCGAGACGAUUCUCACUUGAUAUCGUGCGCAGAUGAUAAAUCCCUGAGAGUUUGGGACAGAGUUUCUGGAAAAGAAGUUCAAAAAUUGGAAUUUUCUGCAGUUCCAAACAGUUUGGAAGUGUCAAGGGAUGGCAGCGUCAUCACGGUAACCCAUAGCAACAACAUCACGUUUCUAGAUUCAGGUUCAUUAAGCAAAAUUCGAGAAUUUCCAUUGCCGACGACAGCAAACUCGGCAUCUCUUCAUCCAGAUAAAUGCAUUUUCGUGGCCGGUGGUGACGAUUUCAAAAUGUAUAAAUUCGAUUAUACAACUGGAACGGAAAUUGAAUCUUUCAAAGGCCAUUUUGGGCCUGUACACUGUGUAAGAUUUUCACCUGAUGGAGAACUGUAUGCGUCCGGAUCCGAAGACGGCACUUUAAGAUUGUGGCAGACAACUGUAGGUAAGACGUACGGGUUGUGGAAAUGUGUUGAUGGACCCCAAUUGAACAAUGAACCAUUAUCGCCACCACGAGAAGUGUCUGCAAGUUAAUUAUGUUUCUUUUGUUAUUUCGCUAUAGGUACUUCUUAUGGAUGCUACAAAUUUGUUUACAAUGUUUAUACAUAUUUCAAACUAUUUAUUUAUUUCACUGGUGUGAAGUUAGUCGGUAUACUGUGAAAAUUUUGAUAAAAUUAUUCCAUGUGAAUAAAUUUUAUAUAUUGUUUCUUUUA